Acyrthosiphon pisum (pea aphid) is the source of this 829-nucleotide messenger RNA. RefSeq lists its product as uncharacterized. Lineage: Eukaryota; Metazoa; Arthropoda; Insecta; Hemiptera; Aphididae. The record is from RefSeq and is a predicted model, not a curated record. The transcript has 3 exons. The coding region runs from base 212 to 721 and encodes 169 amino acids.
ACCGUUAUUGGAUACCGCAUUAUUAAAUAUUAUUAUUAUAAUAUUAUUAUUCACAAUGAUAUUACCUGCCGUUAUUGAAUUUAUAGUAUUCAGCUGGCGACUGCGGGUGAUGACGGUCAUCGUUUAUGUCAUACGUGUAUGGUCGCGUUCAUAUAAAAUAAUACAACAAUAACAAAUAAUUAUUAACGUAUUAUUUAUUAUUAAAAUAAUUAUGGCUCGUCAUACGCACAAUUCUGUGUAUGGUUAUUUUACGCACGGCGAAGUAUUGAAAAAAUCUAAGUGCAAAAGUUGUGUAUCAACAUUGACUGGUAAGCAUGGGAAAAAUCUGAAAAGACAUCUAAGUAAUCACAUAGAAUUAUAUCAAGAGAUGCAAUUAAAAAAUGUAGAGAAAAAGAAGUCAGCAGCUACCAAAAAAAUGUCUAUUUUAGAAGGUCACGAAAAAUUGUUUCAGUUGAAUCCUGAUAUUAAAGUUAAAAUAGGCAUGAAAACCAUAAUCAACGCUUAUGUAGAACUGGUAACCGUAAAUGGUCGCCCAUAUACCAUGUUAAAUGAUACAGGUUUAAGAAAAAUUAUUGAUCCUGUUUUGAAGGGAAUAAAUAAAAAAAAGUGUAUAAACUCAAACUCUAUUAAAAAAUAUGUCUGUGAAGAAUCAAUUUCCAUAAAAAGAAAACAUAAGUGUCGAAGUUCAAACAAAAGUCAAACUUGUUUCUUUGAAACUUGAUGCUGUUAAACGGCUUAACAGAUCAUUUUUGGGGAUUAACUUGCAAUAUAUUGUUGAUGAUUAUAUUAAGCUUAAGACUCUUGCGUUAAUCGAACUAUCUGAAUCGCA